Microbotryum saponariae is the source of this 1981-nucleotide messenger RNA. The record is from the annotation of a GenBank genome assembly. Lineage: Eukaryota; Fungi; Basidiomycota; Microbotryomycetes; Microbotryales; Microbotryaceae.
AUGACGUCUCUUGCUGAUGAGCUGAUGAACGACCUCGAUUCUGACUCGGGAGGAGAAGAUGACCAAUUGGACGCCGUCCUCGGCUCGAACGGCCACGCUGGACCGUCGACGUCGAAACUGAACGGAACCCCGAACGAAGCGUCGAACGGCGCAGCAAACGACGACGAUGGCCAAGAGGAUGUCUUGAUGGACUCGACUGCGGUGGGAGACAUGAUGGUCCCCGAGGGCGGGGUCCGACCGACCCUCGAGCUCAACCCAGACGACGUCAAUGCGAUGCAGUUGGGCGAGGUCGGAGAGCUAGCAAAGGUCGCCAAGCUCGCAAGUGGCAAAAUCAUGAAGGAUUUACUCAGUGUGGGUAGUUUCUCAGCUGAUUGUUCUUUGCGCUGGGUGGCUGAGGCUGACUUGGGCGGCGAAUGCGCUCGGUGGGGGUCGGAUCUCGUUCGAUCGACUGCGAUGGUUCCACGCAGAAAAUCGCAUACUACCGAGAACAUCCGGACCCGAACCUGGCUAGCGAUGGCGACAGUCAAGAGUACCGCCUCAUCGUGCAGGCCAACAACCUCAACGUCGAGAUCGACAACGAGAUGCUCAUCGUCCACAAGGUCCGUGCGCCGUUGACUCAGGACGAGGCCCUGAACGUGGCACAGGCCGAUGCACCCUGACGAUUCAUUCACCCAUAGUUCAUCAAAGACCACUACCUCCCGCGCUUCCCUGAACUCGACACGCUUGUCUCGGCCCCGCUGCCCUUUUGUCGUGUCAUCCUCGCCCUCGGCAACGGUCCCGAACUUCGAGGCGAUCUCACCGGCCUACUCACAUCGGGUACGGUCAUGGCCGUCACCGUCACCGCCGCGACCUCGCGAGGACAAACCUUGGACGAUGCCGAGUGGAAGGUCGUUGAAGAUGCAUGUGCGAUGAUGUUCCAACUCGACGAUGCGAAGCGAACCAUUCUCGAGUACGUCGAGUCAAGGAUCUCGCUCCUCGCUCCCAACAUCUCCGCGAUUGUGGGGACACAGACCGCAACGAAGGUGCUUGGAAUUGCGGGUGGACUGCAGGGUCUGUCGAGGAUACCUCACUCCAACAUCUACGUAUGUUUUCUUUUGUGCUCUAGCUUCGUUUGAUGUGACAUUCAGCUCAUCUUCUCCAACCCCACUCAUUGCCCACAGGUCCUCGGCGCGGUCAAACGAGCAACAACAGGAUUUUCGACUGCCGCUCAUUCCGUCGAUCGACUACAUACGGGUUUCAUCUACCAGUGCCCACUCGUGCAACGCACACGAGCCGAAGAUCGCAUGAAGGCUCAGCGCAAGGUCGGAGCCAAGGUCGCUCUCGCCUGCCGCGUCGACUUGGCCGGCUCGCACCUAACCGGUCAAUUCGGGGAGGAGAUGUUGGAAAAGCUCGAAAAGGAGAUGGAACGUUUGGCACGACCGGCACCGAGCAAGAUCGUCAAAGCGUUGCCUCGACCGGACGAGCAGAAGAAGGCUCGAAGGGGUGGGAAACGAGCUCGGAAGGCCAAAGAGGCGUACGCGCAAACAGAGUUGAGGAAGCAACAGAACAGGAUGAAGUUUGGCGAGGCCGAGGAGGAGACAGGUUACGCCGACGAGACGGUCGGAAUGGGCAUGAUCGGUUCGAGUGGGAGUGGGCGCGUGCGUGUCACGGAUGGGGAAGCGAGGAGCAAGGCCAAGUUGUCCAAAUCGGCCAAAGGGCGAUUGGCAAGCAUCAAGACGAGUUCAAGUGCGACGUCGGGUUUGGCGACGAGUUUGGCGUUUACUCCGGUCCAAGGUACGUUCAGGGGCAGUACGCUGCUGUUCGUUGUGCGAUCGGAUCUGACUUUGUGUCGCUUCGCUUCCGCUCAGGUCUCGAGUUGGUCGACCCGAGCAAACUGCGGACAAAGACGGAAGAGGCAAAUGCGAACUGGUUCGCCAACGAUGGUGCUUUCACGCAUGUGCAGAAGGGGGGUGGAUUCGGGAAAUCCCAGAUCAAGCGAUGA